AUGACCACCCCCCCAACCACCAUACCACCUCCAGUCUCACAAGCCCAAACCCUCCUCUGGGACAACCCAGCAUUCGCAAAAAACUACCUAAAAAGCGAGCACAUCACCGCUCCCUGCGCCGCGGUCCUCCUCCAACUAACCGGCCUCCAAAAAGCACUUUCAGAUCCCGAGUAUGCGGGUGAGCAACUCGUGAUGCUAGAUCAAGCAUGCGGCACGGGCGUCGUGACGAAAGCAUUGAUGGACAUCUUAGCUGGCGAUAGAAACAAAGCGAGGGUAACGAGCGCCGAUUUCGCGGAGGCGAUGGUGCAGUUUGUGAGGGGGAGGGUGGAGUGUGAGGGCUGGGGGGAGGUGGUGGAGGUUGUGAGGUGUGAUGCUAUGGUUUGGAUUCCUUUUUCUUAGAUUCCUCUUCCUUUAAAUCAUGAUAUGAGAUGAGAACGGGUGUUGGUGUUGUAGGGAGGAUUUUAUGCUUUAUGCUUUAUAUUUGGAUGAAUAUAGAGGUUAACACAAAAAAAACACCCACCUCCCAGCAAACAAAUACACCCACCUCCUCUUCAACUUCGGCCCCUUCCUCCUCCCCUCCCCCACGGCGGGAAUCCGCGAAUCCCACCGUCUCCUCCAACCCACCGGCUGGAUCGCAACCUCCACCUGGUCCACCGUCCCCUGGCUCGCCGACAUGCGGCGCGCCUUUGCAACUGAGCCGCGUCUGCCUGUCCUCCCUCCUAUCUCUAAGAUCCUGAGUGCUUUUAAUGAAGUCGAGGAGAGGUGGGAUACGCCGGAGGCUGCGAAGGCGAACCUUGAGAAAGGGGGGUUUGUGGGUGUAGAGGCGGAGAGGAUCAGGGGAUGUACGAUGUGGAAGGGGAUGGGGGAUUUGGUGGCGCUGUUGCCGGGGACGCUUGGGGUGUUGAAGAUGGGGUGGAGUGAGGAGGAGAGGGGGUGUUGGGGGUUAAAGGUGGAUGAGAUUGUGGAGGAGUGGUUUAGGGGGCGCUAUGGGAAGGGGGGAUUGUUUGGGAGUGGGAAGGGGUUGUUGCGACGGGGAGGAAGGGGUGAGGAGUUUGGUUGGGUACUUGAAGAUGGUAUUUAG
Messenger RNA from Hymenoscyphus albidus, 1081 nucleotides. NCBI's taxonomy places the organism in Eukaryota, Fungi, Ascomycota, Leotiomycetes, Helotiales, Helotiaceae. The record is from the annotation of a GenBank genome assembly.